UCACUGAUAGCAGUAACAGGCGUGAGUUUUUUUGUCAAAAAUGUCCGUGAGAGGUAUCACUGUAUCUCUCUAUAAAGAGGUGACCCAAGCUCAAGCUGACAGAGGUCUCACUAGGGUUACCAGCUACCUCAAUCAGGAUUACAGAAAGCUGAAGGCAGCAUGUCUGUCCAAAAGGACACUCUUUGAGGAUCCCUACUUUGACGCUGGUCCGAAAUCCCUUGGAUACAGUCAGCUGGGACCUGGGUCUUCAACAACCAGAGACAUAGUAUGGCUACGGCCCAAGGAUAUCUGCAUGGGUGUAAUGCCUGAAUUCAUCAACUGGUCUUCAAGUCGCAUGGAUAUAUGUCAGGGAGAGCUUGGUAAUUGCUGGUUUCUAGCCGCUGGAGCCUCGUUAACCUUGUACCCCAAACUCCUCGCGAGGGUCGUCCCACAGCAUCAAAACUUCCACACAGAUUACGCCGGCAUCUUUCACUUCCAGUUCUGGCAGUACGGGGAGUGGGUAGAUGUGGUGGUGGACGACAGAUUACCCAUCAGAGAUUACAGAUUGGUGUUCGUGCGAUCCACAACCAACCAAGAAUUCUGGCCAUCCCUCUUGGAGAAAGCCUACGCCAAGCUAAAUGGUUCGUACGAGGCCCUGAAUGGUGGAUUGAUGGGUGAAGCAUUUGUGGAUUUCACUGGAGGGAUCAGCGAGCACAUUGACCUCAAGAGUAGUCCUUACAACCUUCUUGAACUGAUCAAGAAGGCAGCAAGAAAUCACUUCCUCAUGGGCACUUUCAUCGAGAAUAGAAAAGUGGGUGAUUCUGAAUUAGUCAGGCCUGACGGCCUUGUAAUCGGUCAUGCGUAUUCUGUGACAGGAGUUCAGGAGAUCAUGAGUUAUCGUAGGUCGAUCAAGCUGCUGCGUCUGAGAAAUCCGUGGGGGCAAAUGGAGUGGCGAGGACGCUGGUCUGAGAGGAGCAAGGAGUGGGAUAUGUUGGACCCCGCAGUCAAAGCACAAUUGAACGUUAAUAUGGAAGAUGGAGAAUUCUGGAUGGACUUUGUGGAUUUCCUGGAACAUUUUGACGUACUAGAGAUCUGCAGCCUGACCCCCGAUUCCCUGGAUGAUGGCAACCCAGGAAAAUGGACCAUGAGCUGUCACCAGGGUAGUUGGAAACCUGGAUUCAGUGCUGGAGGCAACACAAGCUAUCGAGAUACAUUCUUCAGUAACCCACAGGCAACUGUAGCCCUGAGCGAGGAAGAUGAUGAUCCCGAUGAUGAAGAGGUCGGAUGUAGUUUGCUUAUUUCGCUGAUGCAGAAACACAGACGGCAACAACGGGAAUUUGGACAAAACAAUGUCGCAAUCGGUCUCACGGUGUUCAAGAAAUUAGAUUCGUUUCCCAUGAGACAACACGUGUCCAGUCAGAAGACCUGCGUAGCAAGGUCCGUAUUCACAUUUUCCAGGAGUGUGGUCAUACGUAUGAAGCUGCCCCCUGGAGAGUACAUCAUCAUCCCGUCGACUCACUCCCCCAACCAAGAGGCAGAGUUCACCCUCCGAAUAUUUACUGAGAAGCAAGAGUCUCUCUGGGAGCUUGAUGGUCAGAUAAAAGCAGACAAUAUUUGGACAUUUAAGACAAAUAUCACCAUCAACGACAAGUUCAAAAGUCAUUUUAUGGCGACGGCUGGUCAGGCCAUAAGCGUGAGGAUGGUGCAGGAAACACUGAAUGGUCUUCUGCAAUCUCAACCAGAGUUGAAAACGAAUGGCUUUUCUCUGGAGGCCUGCGGCAAAAUGGUUCAGCUGCUGGAUUUCAACAAGAAUCACAAACUCGAGGUGGACGAAUUUGCUCAGCUCUGGGAGAGGAUCACACAGUGGUGGAAGAUCUUCACCAAGUAUGACAUGGAUCAUUCAGGAACUCUGGAUGGGUUUGAGAUGAGAUACGCUCUGGCAAGCGCAGGUUUCCACCUGAACACUCAGCUCAGUGAAGUCAUCAACAGGAAAUACAUGGACGCAAAUUACAUGAUAGAUUUUGAUUCAUUCGUCUCCUGCCUGGUGCAGUUGGUGGGCAUUUUCAGAAAAUUGAAAAGCCUAGACAAGAAUGACACUGGAACCUUAAACAUGUCGUAUGAUGAGUGGCUGAAGGUUGCCAUCAUCACCUAAUGAGGAAACGGGUUAUAAACCAACAGUCAGGAACAGAGUCACCGGCCCCAUUUGCUCAACACCAUGAAACUCGCACAUCAACCUUGCGCUCCCAAUAACCACAAUUUUGCUGCCAAUCUUCACUAUAAAUCUUUGCAAAUUAAUUCAUUCUAUAGCUUAGCAAUAUGUGUAAUUGAUCAUGUGUAUAUUCACGCCUGCGGUAAUUUAUAUCUUUGUAUUUGAUACAGCACCUUUUGUAUUGGGCGCAAAACAGUUCACAGGAAUCUAAGUGUAAUGACUGUUUUGUAGUAGUUUUAACGUCCACCCGAAAAGGCAUGGAUGGGGAUCUGGGUUUAACAUCUCACGGGCAGUCCAGCACCUCCCUCUCUAAACCUACACUGGAGAGUCAACCACCAUUGUGAGUUCAGAGUCCCCAUCGAGGGCUUGAACCCAUCAACUCUGAAUUCAGAGGCAAGAGAAACUGCUACCGACUAUAACCUCCAAGCAGGAAAAUACUUCUAAAGAUCAAAUAAUUCGGAUGGAGAAAGCCCUGACACUCUCACCCCUGGAAAAGCCCGAGGCGAAUUCCCUCUCUGCCUUGACAAUGUGGGCAGCAAUUAAAGGGGAAGCUCUCUCACCAAGCAUUCGGAGAACGAAAUGACAAUCAGCACUGCCGCAGAUCAGACAAAAGUUUAAAAACCAUCCGCUUGAGAAAAAAUAUUUUCCCCACAGCUUUCUCACCAAUUUCUUUUUGUAUUCCCAAUCCCGGCCAUCAGGAGGCAGCAGAGGGCAGCGUUACGGGAUUCUCCAGCAAGUGAACGAAGCUGAACCUGGUCACUCCUGUCGCAGCCGCUCUCCUUAUGUUCAACUAUGACCCAAUAAACAGAAUUUACAGAUUGAAAAAAAA
Messenger RNA from Callorhinchus milii (elephant shark), 3017 nucleotides. RefSeq names its product calpain-1 catalytic subunit. Bases 41 to 2131 code for a protein of 696 amino acids. Gene Ontology annotation, cellular component: cytoplasm. Gene Ontology annotation, molecular function: calcium-dependent cysteine-type endopeptidase activity; calcium ion binding. Lineage: Eukaryota; Metazoa; Chordata; Chondrichthyes; Chimaeriformes; Callorhinchidae. The record is from RefSeq and is a predicted model, not a curated record. The transcript is spliced from 20 exons. Gene Ontology annotation, biological process: proteolysis.